AGCCUAUUUAAAAUGUUUAGCUUGCAUUUUGUGUUCAAUGAGAGUUAUGAAUAUUUACUUGUGUUAGUUUUAGCUUGUUUUAAAGUGUAAUAUGAACUUAUAUACCGCGCAAUAGCUUCACUUUUCUCAAAAUUGCAAGCUGAGUGUUGAUAGACCUACAUCUUCCAAGCCAAACGACGGUAACAAAGUUUUGUCAGUUUUCCGAACAGUUUUCAGGAGAAAUGUUUUUUUAUUCUGAAUACAUCAGCUGCAUAGUCACACCUAAAUCUGGAGAAUAGUAAUUGCGUGAUAUAAGCACCCACGGGAUAUCAGGCUAUUAAUUGAUAUUGUUUAGUAGCUUACAUUUGGACAUUCUAAGAAAUAGAAAAAAAUUGUAAACGCUUUAUAGUAAAUGUUCUAUCAACAUAAUAACAUUGUUACUGCAUAUUUAUAUAAAUAUGAAUUAAAUGAAUGUAAUAACAUCGUAUUUCAAGGUUAUUUCUUUUUGGAUGCGUGCAAAUUGGUCAAAAAUAAUAUUUUUAAAAAAUGAACAUAAAUACUUGUAUUUAAAUCAUAUAUAAAAUGGAAUCUCAGUGGCUUGCAGAUAAUAAAUGUGAUAACAAUGAUAAUGAUUUUAACGGUCCGAACGAGGUAAAUGUUAUUUCUAGGAUAGAGCAUAUUCAAGAUAUAGGCAGAAUAAACAGCGUCGGUAUCGGCGAUGGAUGCAGUGCAUUAAUAUCUGCCUCCCAGAACGGCAAUAACAAAGCGGUAAAAAAGUUAAUUCACAGUGGUAGUGAUGUGAAUGCGAUAGACAAUGCUGGAUGGAAUGCUUUAAUGUUCGCCUCACAAAAUGGUCACGACAAAGUAGCUGAAUCACUGAUAAAAAAUCGAAGUAAAAUAAACGAAGUGAAUGAAAGUGGACACACAGCCCUAAUGAUAGCCUCAUCUAGAGGACACGAGAGAAUUGUAAAAUGUUUGGCUACAUGUGGAGCUGAUUUGAAUGUUGUAGACAAUAAUGGAUGGAAUGCAUUGAUGAUUGUGUCAGCAAAAGGAAAUGCCAAAAUUGUAGAAAUGCUGAUAAACAUCGGAAGUGAUGUUAAUGCUGUUGACAAAAAUGGAUGGAAUGCACUAAUGUUUGCAAUUCAAUGUAAGCAUAUCAAUGUAGUGGAAAUUUUAAUUAAUAGCGGGUGUAAUGUAAAUGUAAUUAAAAAUGGAGAUGAAAAUCCAUUAGAUAUUGCUUAUCUAAAUAAUGAUAAAGAAAGUGGAGCAUUGAUUCUGGAUUGCAUGUGUAAUAAGAAUUCUCUUCCCGUAAACUUACACACAUUUUUAUUGGCAUCGUACUUUGGGCACGUAAAUGCUUUAGCCCUGUUAAUUAAGCAUAUACCUGACAUAAAUGAAAAAGGUGAUUUGUUAAAUGGAUGCAGUGCAUUAAUGUUAGCUUCCCACAACGGGCACACAAAAUCUGUUGAGCUGUUAAUAAGAAAUGGACUUGAUGUAAAUGCUGUUAAUGAAACUGGAGCCAGCUCUCUCUUGCUCGCUUCUCGCACAGGCCAUGAGUCCACUGUUGGGACGUUGAUAGCUGCUGGAUCUGACGUGAAUACUGUUGACAAAAAUAAAAAAACGGCAUUAAUGUUUGCAUCUGAAAAGGGGCAUCAAGGAGUUGUUGAUCUGUUAGUUAGUAGUGGGUGUGAUUUGUAUGCUACUGAUAAUGAUGGGUCUAACGCAUUGAUGUUUGCUUCGGAGCACGGUCACCAAAAUAUUAUAGAACUGUUGAUAGGUAAGAAAACUAUAAAUAAUGUUGAUAAUUAUGGACGUAGUGCUUUACUAAGGGCUUCAUCUAACGGACACGAAACAGUUAUCAACCUAUUGAUUGCAGGCGGUGGUGAUGUAAAUGCUCUUGAUAAUUAUGGAAAUAAUGCAUUAAUGAUAUCAUCUGAAAAUGGACACUACAAUGCUGUCCUACAGUUAGUUAACAGUGGGUGUGAUGUUGAUGCAGCUAACAAUGAUGGAUUUAACGCACUAAUGUUUGCGUCCGAACAAGGAAAUAAAACAAUUGCAGAACUGCUAAUAAAUAAAGGAAAUAAUGUAAAUGACAUUGAUAAAUAUGGACGCAAUGCUUUAAUGUACGCAUCAUCUAGAGGACACGAAACAAUUAUCAAGCUACUGAUUAAUGGUGGGGGUGAUGUGAAUGCUGUUGAUACGUAUGGAAAAAGUGCAUUAAUGUUAGCCACUGAAAAAGGACAUUGCAACGCUGUGGAAGUGUUAAUUAACAGUGGGUGUAAUGUUAAUUCUUUUGACAAAUAUGGAUUUAACGCAAUAAUGUUUGCCUCCUUAAAUUGGCAUGAAAAUGUGUUUAAAUUGCUAGUUAAAAGUUCAUGUUAUUUCGAUCACUACGACUAUAAUGGAAUUAAACUGUUUGAAAUGUGUUCCAACAUUCUGGAUAACAGUGACACGAACACGCAGGAAAACACGGUCGAUUUUCUUCUAAAAAUUGCUGAAAAUAAUUCGAAGAUUCUUAAAGAAAAUUUGACUUUAAUGAAAAGCCUUGAAACUCUACAAUCACGUGCCGUUAACAAAAUGCAGAGAAAGGUUUCUUGUAUUUUUUGGCAUGUUAACAAAUCUACUGUUUCUUUGGAUCCCAAUGCAGAUAAAUGUUUGGCACCCUAUGUAUCACCUAACUGGACGAGAAAUCAAACAAUGAUUGGACAGGGAGCAAGUGGAAGUGUUUUUAUCGUAGACAGGGAUGAUCUGGAUGCUGAUAUCAAACUUGCUGUCAAAGAAAUCUAUUACACGGAAUCAAAUAUCUCUAGGUAUUUAUCCGAAGUGGAUAUUUUGAUGAAGCUACAGCACACAAGAAUUACAAAUUUUUACGGCUUUGAGAUCAAAGAAAGUAGAAUAUAUUUAUUUUUUGACUACAUGUCACAGGGUUGUUUAUCAAGAUAUAUUACAAAAAACAACCCGCUUGAUGAAUCAAAAAUAUUCAAUUUUACAAAGCAAAUACUUGAAGGAGUUUCGUAUCUUCACAACUUUAAUCCACAAAUUAUACACAGAGAUAUUAAAGGAGCUAAUAUAUUACUAAAAGAUGAAAACUGUUUAAAGCUGGCGGAUUUUGGGUUGUCUAAACUUCUGGAGACAACUUCACCAAGAUCGGUUGUAGGGACUUCUAACUUCAUGGCACCGGAAGUUGUUUGUGGAGAUGAAAAAACAGUUUACACUCUAAAGGCUGAUAUUUGGAGUGUUGGCUGUACAAUUGUUGAAAUGACUACAGGAAAACCACCUUUUCCAGGAUUUUUGGAUGCACAAAUUGCAUACAGAUAUGGAAGAAGAAAAGGGCCUGUAUAUCAACUUCCAGAAAGUACAUCAAAAUCUUUGAAACUUUUAUUGGAUAAAAUGUUGAACAUGAAUCCUAAAAAACGACCAACUGCAGAUGAGGCACUUGAAUUAUUUUUUUAAAAUGGCGCUUUAAAUGUGUUGUUAUUUUUUACGUUUGUUUGACAAAACAACAUUAUGUUUUUACAAUUCAACAUAAUUUUCUGUAGGAGUUAAUCAUGUCGAUAUUUUAAAUAUAAUUUAUGUAGUUCUUUCAUGCUUUUUGGAGAUACGUUUUAAAUCUGUUUGUUUGCACGAAUUUAAAGAAAUAAACCGAGAGUGAUCUCCCCUAAACUUGCUCGAAUAUUCUUAUAUAACACUACGUGGGAUGGCAACUCGUGAUAUAGACAAUGUCUAUACCGUGUGUUUAAUUACUCUAACUUUUUUAAAAAGAAUAGAAUCUCGUAGAAAAAAAUAAUUGCGCACCAAGCGAACGCCAAACAAAAUUGCAUAAUAGUGCGGGAUAUUAUUAGUACUUUAUAAAUUUGCAUGCGUUUUUUGAGAAAACUGAAAUAUCGUAAAUUACUACUUCAUGUCAACGGAAAUUACUCAAAAUUUGAGAGAAGGCAGUAAUUAAAAAUGGAUAAAAUAUAUUGUCUAUAUCCCGUGUUGCCAUCCACCGUAGUGUUAUAUAACAAAAAUCGAAAACAUUUAGGGGAGAUUACUCCCGGUUUAUUCAUACACAUACUAAAUUUAAUUAAAAUUAUCUAUAGCCGUAAUUAAAGGACUGGUAUUGCGAUGAAAUUUCUAAAAGUUUUAAAUUUUAAAAUAUUUGACCCAACCAUAGGACAAUGAGUAAGCCUAGAUAUUUUGUUUAAAUAUCUAAACUGUAUUUCAAUGAGGCGGAUUUGGAUGUUGCUUUGAUGUAUUACAAGCUUUUAUUUUACUUGCUUCCUCGUGCUUAGUAAGGAAGACUGCACAUUCUGACUAUGUACAUGUUUUUUUUUAAAUAUUGUUAAAAAAAUUAUUUUUACUUUUUCUCUAUAAGAAACAUCGAUGAAGUAUUGAAAUCGUGCAAAAUUCGAAAUCGAGAUUUUCACAAAUCUCGGCGUUUAACGCCUCCCUAAGUCGGAAAAACGUAGUUUUGCAACUUUGUCUGUUUAUUUGUCUGUUGGUCUGUCUGUGAACAUGAUUAAUUGAGUACCGUUUAAUUUAUGUUGACGAAAUAGCAUGUAUAAGUUUUAUAUUAAAAUGUGUAGUCUUGUAUUAACUUUUAAACGAUUUCUGGUAACGGAAGUAGUACUUACUCUACUUCCGGUUUUUCAAAAGCCAAACCCUUGCUCAACGUUUAAGUUAAGAUAACAUUUUUUUAGAAAUAGUUAUACGAUUGUAUGCGCUUGUUUGUAUCUCAUUUUGAAUGAUGUUUUGGUAUCCGGAAGUGGUACUUCGCUCUAAUACAUGGGUUCCCAACCUGGGGGUCGCGACCCCCUUGGGGGUUGCAAACGUCAGAGACUUGAUCGAACAGAACGUUUUCACCAAGAAAACACAGCAUUAGUGCAAGCAUCAGAGAAGUAGUUUUAGAAAUUGCCAAGCAAAAAAACCUCUCACACAAAGGAGACAAUCUCAUCUUUACUGCACUGGAUUCCAGUGCAGUAAAGAUGCAACAAAUAUCUCUGUCUAAUAAUACUAUGCAGCGGCUUUAUGUUAAAAGACAAAUUUAGAAUGAAAUCAAGCUUUCGCCAUUGUUUGAUUUUCAAGUUGACGAAUCGACAGACGUAAGUUCGUGUUCUCAGUUGCUUGUCUUUGUGAAAUAUAUUCAUUCAGAUGUUAGCAUAUAAGAGUUGAUGUUUUGUGAAGAUAUCAUGGAGAAAAUAAAUACUUUUUUGAAACUGGAGGAUUAAAAUGGGAAAACGGCUGUGGGUCUUGUACAGAUGGUGCGUCAUGUUUCAGUACGCUGGUUUUCAAUAGGAAAUGUCAAUCGUGUUUUUGAAUUGAAAUCUGAAAUCAAAUUGUUCUUGGAAGUGC
Molecule: messenger RNA, 5313 nt
Organism: Physella acuta
Lineage: Eukaryota; Metazoa; Mollusca; Gastropoda; Physidae
Product: ankyrin repeat domain-containing protein 50
Biological process (GO): protein phosphorylation
Molecular function (GO): ATP binding; protein binding; protein kinase activity
Source: RefSeq, a predicted model, not a curated record